AUGUACGUGAGCAAUUGCGUUGUCAUGGCUGCCGCCGUAUAUAGAACCUCUGCCAGUAGCCCCCCAAACGAAACAACCAUCACAGAAAUCAGUAGUGGAGUCAAAGAUUCGCUUUCGAGAUUGCCACCUGCUCUCCUUAAACGUCACCUCACAGAUAAGUUCGUCCAGGCUAUGAAAGCAACCAAGACAUCCGCAUCGGACGAUCUGAAUCUUAGUUAUACCCCAGGCGCAGACCAACAAUCAAUGCAUCACUCAAGACUCUACGCAGCCACCGAACGACAUCUUACAGUGUUCAUCAUGAACCAAUCCGAAAGUACGGCAAAUCCCAUCGUCAAACAACCCUCCCAGGCCCUCCAAAUCAUAUCCGAAGACAGAAAAGAGGCCCCACCACCAGACUCAUCCCGACAGAUUCCAGAAGCAGCAACACACUGCUCGCGAUAG
Pseudovirgaria hyperparasitica is the source of this 441-nucleotide messenger RNA. RefSeq lists its product as uncharacterized. The transcript is spliced from 2 exons. Lineage: Eukaryota; Fungi; Ascomycota; Dothideomycetes; Acrospermales; Acrospermaceae. Bases 1 to 441 code for a protein of 146 amino acids. The record is from RefSeq and is a predicted model, not a curated record.